AUCCGCAGCCGGCGGUUUUUUCGGAGUCGGCGGCGCGCUAAAAAAGCCCCCUUGUUUUUUUCGUUGCGCUUCCCGAGCGGCGCCCGGAUACAUUUUAUACUUCUUUCGUUCUUCGCUCGAUCGUCUCUUCCAAGUGUUCAUCCGCGGUGACCUGUUGGUUUUGAGUUCGUCUCGAAUUUGGGAAUCGACGAAACAGUGCGCGUUUGAAAACGACCGGGAGAGAAGGAAACAGGAAGGGGGGGCAGCUUCAAGCCGAGAGAGUGUGUGUUUGUGCGCGUGGUGUCCUGUGUUGUUGUUGUUGUCGCUUCACCGGGAAACGACUGCCGUACGACUCGACCCAAGAGGAGGGAGAGAGCCCGACUAAACCCGGACCCGAUGCUGGAAGAAAACUUGUGACGGCGACGUAACUUCGACAGGAGAAGCCAAGUUCUUGUGUUUGAAUUGGUGGCUGCAAAGCUAGGACGCUGAGAAGCAGACUGUGUGAGUCGGCAAAGUCCAGGAAUGCCUUCGACGCGGCCUCAGUGAAUCCACUCGCAGCCGCACCUCGAGCGAGGUAGCGAGGUUUGAAUCCAGUAGCCGCUAUGGCUUGCGACACGAGGCACGACCGCUCGGCUCCCUACGCUCGGUGGUCGUGCGUUGCAGGCUGACGCUUGCCUGCCUUACAGUCGCUGCGAAGGAUUUAGAAAGUAAAAAAGUGUACGUGUGACAGCCGCAAUCGAAGUGUGUUUUGAAACCCGGUCACUUUCCUUUUUGUUAUUUUUUUUUUAAGUUUCCCCGAGCAACCCGUGGGUCUGGAAGUGUGUUGUGCGCCAUUGCACCGUGCGAAGAAGAAAUCUGCGCGUCGCGACUUUGGCAAACUCCACACCGACAACUUAAUUUUUUUUUUCGGGAUUUCGAGGCUUCUGUGAGAAACGGACGCCCCAGCGGAAGAGGUCGGUUCUCGGGGUGCGAGACAACCCGAACCGGCGACCGCCUCGGACCGUCAUCACCAUGCCUUGGAUCCUGCUGUUCUUCGUGUUGGCGAUUAUUGAAGCACUACCGGUGGAUGUAUCCUGCGUACGGCUGGCGGAUAUUUACUGGAAUGCCACGAAUCCAAUCUUCCGCAUUGACAACACGGACCACAUCAUCGACGUGAACAAGGGCAACAUCCCGUUCGAGUACGACCAGGUGAACAUCAUCUGCCCCGUCUACCGCACGGGAACCCAGGAGGAGGACGUCGAGCAGUACAUCAUCUACAACGUGUCCAAGGAAGAGUACGAUUCGUGCCGCAUCACGAACCCGACGCCGCGCAUCAUCGCUGUCUGCGACAAGCCCCACCAGUUAAUGUACUUCACGAUCACCUUCCGCUCCUUCACGCCCCAGCCGGGGGGGCUCGAGUUCAGACCCGGACAGGACUAUUACUUCAUCUCGACCUCGACGGGAAGUGCAGAGGGCCUGCACCAGCGCAUCGGCGGACGAUGCGCCACCCACAACAUGAAGGUCAUCUUCAAGGUCUGCUGCGACCCCAGCAAGAGCACGACGGCAUCCCGGCCGCGCUCAACGACGACAAGCACGGCGCUGCCGCCGGUCGUGCCGUCCUCAGUUCCCCGCGACGAGCUGCCCUCGGAUCGGCGGCGGCCGUGGGCGACCAACGCGACGCGUCCGGCGCUGCCCGCUGGGCCGGCGGCCCGACCGCGGGCCCCGUGGCUGCCGCCCACGGCAGUGCCUGAGGAGUCUCCGCUGCCUCCUCCGCGGCGGUGGCCCGUGUUCCCACCUCGACCGCCGCCGCAUAGGCCCAUCAAGACGUACGACGUGCCCGUGGCGGAUGGCAAGCAGUCUUCCAAGAAGACCACAGAAAACCGAGACAAGCUGCCAAACGAAACGAGAGCCAAGAACGAGGAGCUUGUGAACAGGGCCUCGUCACUGGUCUCAGUACGGUGGGCUGUUCCACUGACCACACUGCUGGCUGUGCACUUCAAUGUUAUCCUGACAAGAACAAGAUGAAACAGUCGCCACCUUGCGUCGCUGUCCACACCACGUUGUGAAUGUUUAGAUCAACCAUCUGCUCAGCCACUGCCACUAAUGGACAAAAUUAGUGAGCUGGCAGACUAGCAGACAACAGCAGUCACCUGGUUACAAGUGGCAUGUGCUGCUGAAUGCUGCAUUGUCCACAUUGUGUGCUGUGCACCGAGAAGACUGUUCUGUUUCGAACGUUCUUUAUUGUGUUAGGUUGAAACGUCUGCACCCGUGAUUGCGCUUUCAUGGCGCUGUGGGACUACAGGCUAGGACUUUCAAGCACUGAAGUACCAUCUAUGGUCGUCGACAUCAUCUGGUCAAUGUGUUUUCUUGUGUUUAUGGGAACAAGAGUGGUGGCACGCCUGCGUGGAUGCCAGUGUUGUGUGCAGUGUGAUGCGCCGAACAUUUUCAGACUGGUCUUUGGCAACUUGACAGUGUUGUGUCCUGUGCUGGCAGACGGCGACACCUGUGACCCCAGAACAGUGGUGUUCUCCCUGCGGCGCCCUCUACUUAGUGGCCAUUUCAUGUCUUGUCUAAGGAAAAAUUGACUUCUGAUUUGUUUUUAUUCCUUUCUCUUUUCCUUUUCCCUGUCGCGGCCUAUGUAUCUGGCAGGUCUGUCAGCACUUUAUCUCGCUCUGCUGAUUCUGGGUUGUGACCCACAAUGCCUAAACGUGUUCUGCGGGCGAUUGUGCUACUGCAGUACUCGUUUUGCCUUGUCGACUUUGGGAGGAGCAAAAGAGGUCUUCAGUGCAUGCCCGUCCAAGCCAGCGGAUGGCGGCUUCAAAACUGAGAUGGCAUUUCAUUCCUGUGUGGAAAAGCAAAAGUGGAGUCGCUAGCGUGGAGCACCGUCUCACAAUUUCCAGUGGCAGUUAGCACUUGGUGUCAAUUUUUGGUAUACAUCUGCACAUAGUGAAACUCGUGUUAGUGAACUGAGUGAGUGAGAAAGACUAUCGCAUUCAUAAUUUGUUUUAUACUUCAAGAAGGGCGUGAAUGCUGAACGGUAAGCUAAAUGGAUUAAGUCCGAAAGCAGUUAUUGAAGAAGGCAUAAAGCUAAGUUAGUGACUUUUGGAAGGUGCCAGCUCUAAACUGUAUGAUGUAAAGUUACAAUGCAUUUAAGGCGCAAGGUUUGCAGGUUAGGAAAAAGGGCAAAAUUUUUCUGCUUAGAUAAAAUGAAGCACCAAAGUUGCAGGGAGCAGAGUUUUCAGUUUACAGUGUUUCGUGCUACAUGCAUCUCUAUGCCAACCUUCAUGCCCCUGUCACUGCACUUUACUGUUGGGCAGGAGUUCUGUAUGUACAUUACAGCCUCAAAAUCGGGCACUUUCGCACAACUGAUUUCAUACCUGCUUGAAACGACUUGUGUAGCGUGCAUUGUUUGCAUGACUAGUUCAUAGGUUGCCUGAAGACAGAGCUCUACUGACGCGAUGCUGCGUGUGCUAUAACAUAGAAUCUCUAUGAAAGUGGACCAUUCUUGUGUUAAUCUUUGAAGUGCAGUGCCAAAAGUAGUCGUAGUGGACUACUGGUAGCUAGCCAGUAAUCGCAUUUUACAGAAAGUGCAUAUUUUUCAUGUUUGCAAAGUGCCUUACACGCAUUGAAAUGGCAGCACCAGUAGCAGCAGAGCUUUUUGACUUAGAUGGUCCUAUUGGCUUUCAUAACAAUAUUUAUUUUUUUCUGGCGAGAUGGGGUCUCUGACAGCGCCACCAGCUGUGCAUUUAGAUUUCAUCCCAGCUAAAUAAUUUGUCUGAUUGUAAAGAGUUCAAGGUAGGAUCACGCAGCCUAUUGGGUAGGUUUUUGAAAUGGUGGCUAAUGUAUUCAUGCUACACUUGAUCAACCUGACUUUCCUAUUCGAUCCUAUGUUGCUCUAUAAUAUUUGAUUACAAGUUACAAGAUGUUCAAGAAGAUACCACCUUAGGAGUACUCUCUUAUUUUAUUUCGUGAAUCUAAAUAUUGGAAAUGGAAUUUUUAGGGAUGUAGCAGCUGUCACUUCUUGCCAACCCUUCCCUCUUAAAUUGUCCUUUCCUCAGCCUGGAAAACGAUACACUUCACAUGAAGAGGCAAGCAAGCCUUUUCCAUUCCUCAUAUUUGUGUACUGUCACUGGCUACAGUUAAUGCAUGUUCACCACAUAGUAUUGCUGAAAUGUGGCUUAACUGUGCUUCGUGGACCACCACUGACUGCUUGGUGAAGUUGUGUAAAUGCACUGUGUAGGUUAGGUAGGCAAACCUUGGUGAUCUUUUAAGGUGUUUCCCUGUCUACAGAUGCACUGACUGAGAAACUCUGCUCCCUAAACUGUUGGGCCAUCACUUAUAAGUCACAAUGCGUGGUUGAUAAAGAUAAAAACUGAAGAUAAAGAGAUUCAGCAAGAUCGUCCUUAUGACGAUUGUUUUAAUUUCCAGCACAACAUUCACUUGGGUAGCCCUCAUUUGAAGUAUGUCUGAUUUCAGUAGUAUCUGGCAUCACUUGGAUGCAAUUGCCUGAACAUUUAAGCACUAAUGUUCAGGGCACGUGAGCUGCAAUCGUGUGUUACAUAAAACUUUGAGGCAAAAAUAAGCUUGCACCUAGUCAGUGGCUUUUCGGCAUUCAUGUGUGGCAUGUCAUGUAACAUGGCACACAGCGGUUUGCAGGCAUGAAAUUUCAUUAAAUAUGGCAGUUCUUAUGGGAAUGGUAUACUUGCUCUUUACCAAACUACUUACAUUACUGUAGGUAUUUCCCCUAAACAAUCAAUGGAAAUGUGUGAAAGCUCUUGGCAUACUACUAUUUGCAUAUUUCACGCCUGCCAUUGAUUAGUAGUUUUUGCAGUUGCAAAUUCACAUUUUAAGUAACCUCUGCUACAUCUGCACUUGCAGUGAUGUUGGCAGUUAUAUUUUAGCAACCAUGCAACAUAGCCAAAUUCAAUCACAGUCUUGGUUCUAAGAAGCUCUUUAAGAAUUGGUGCUUGAACUAUUUGGGUUGGUCUGUCAGCUUUCAGUCUGUUAUGUGUAAACUAUCUCUUUCAGAGAGAUGAGCACAUGUAACCAUGGUAGUAUGACUUUGUGCAAGUUUGUGAUUGCACAUAACAGUCUGCUCCGUCGUGACUUCUUUUCUAGGAAUGAACAGCAGGACAUGCCAGCUCAAUCUGAUUUAUUAGUAAUCAAGUUCUGACUAAACUGGUGAUUUUUUUAUGCCAUUAAUGUGACACCGUUUUUGUUUUCUAAAAGCCAAAUACAUUAGCAGCCAUGCUUUUCUGGAGUUUCGUUUCUUAGUAAGAUGAACUUGAGUGGGGGGGAAAAGCUAGUGUGGUGAUUUUGCCCUGAGAUCCUUGUGCGAUGUUAAUAUAUUCAUUUUGAAACUUUCCCGUGUUCCUUGCGCCUUGGGAACACCUGUGCCAGCGUGCUUUUGAGUGUACUGUGUGUGCAGAGAGAAGUGAAUGUGUAUGUGUGUAUGACUGAGUGGCAGCUUCCUCCAGAUCUCGAUGCGGCAAGCUUCACUGUGGCCACUUCUGCUAAAGCCAUGUUGCUAGUUUGUUGAGAGUCUUGUGAAGUUCCUGGUAUUUCCCUUUAGGGAAACAGGUAUGCACUGACAUGCUAGCAAUCUCUUAAAUGGAAUAAUUUUUUUACAGAAUAUAGAUGUCUUUCUGCAGGAAGAGACAUGAUGAAUAACCGAAAGCUUUGAAGUUGCAUUCUGUAUUGGUAUUAGUUAUCAAUACGAGGCUGUAUCUUUUACUUUGUGCACAAAUGCUGUUGCUGAAAGUAUGUGUAAGACUGUCAUCUCAAUACGGGGCUUAAAAGCUUGACACUUUCCCUGUGUCAUUUAUGUAAGGAUUCACUGAAUGGAAAUUCUACCUUGAACAUCUAACUGUGCAAGUGAAGCAGCCAUUCCGUGCGUGUUGCUGCUUUUUAAAGCAGCUGUUGUGAGGUUUGUUACAGUUUCUGAGUGUUUAGUCUCUUCUGCUUAUACAUGCUUUGGUGAGUGCUACACCGCAAGUACUAGUGCCCCACAGUGAAGCAUGCCGUACUCGUUCUUUCACCAUCAGCAAAUGAGGGGUGAGAAAGUUGAGCUUUGUUGAUGGUGCGUUUGUGUCAGCACGAGUGUUGGUUAUAUAAUUGUAUAAAAACAAGAACAGAGUAUGACACUAGCAUAUGACAUUGUCAGCGAUACGCUCCAUCUGAAAGUGUAUCUAGGAAUACGUUUUUUAAUUUAAUAUAUCUUCUUUCUUUUUCAACUUGCGCAUGUUCUCUCGCAGAAGAUAUGGUUUGUCUCGCUGGACUUCUUCUUUUUUUUUUUUUUGUCCUGCCAACCUUUCAUUUCCUUACUUGUAGUCAAGGUUGUUGUUUUUGCAUUCAAGACCGAGUCGUCUGAGCCAAAUGAAUUGAUGGAAGCAGUCAUAUGUUUAGGUACUGUUCAAAUAAUUCCUUGUGGUUUCAACGUGACAGCGCUGUGUGAACUGUAGAUUUUGGGACCAGAUUCGUUAACGUUAAAUGCACCGUUUGUGUUCUGCCACUGUGUUAGGCAGAAGCUUCUAUGUACGUGGGUUUGCCUGGAAUUCAGACAGUGCAUUGACAAUUAUUAUCACGAGUACACUGAAUUUAUAGUAUGUGUUUCUGUCUGAGUACUGGAGAACAACCAUUUUACAUGGUAGUCAAAUUGACAUCUGUGUGGAAAACUUUGAAGACUGAACUUAUUGUUCUCACGAAACAUUUUACUUCUGUUUCAUCAAAAUAUGCAAUGGUUUAGAUACUUAAUUUUCAUCUUGGUUUCACAGCAUGUUACCAUUACACGGCUAGCCUAAUGCUGGCCAUUCUACGGUACUUGAUUUCUUAUUUCAUUAUUGGACGAGUUAUUGGAAAUAACUAGAACUAUAAUUACCUGUAAAGCCAGGUAUCUGUUGUAAGCCAGAGCACACAGCUAGAAUGCAUCCUUAUCUAAAUCUGCUGGCACUGUUUCGUCUAAAGCCAGCUGCUAUUCUCAGUAAGGCUCAAAGUCCUUCCUUCAGUAAUAUGAUUGUGGCUUCCUGACCCUUUCAAAUUAUGGCAUCGUACAACUUUGAAGAGCAUUCUAUCAACAUUUAUACUACGUUUUAGUGGCUUGAAUAUCCCGGCUCUAUUUAUUUCUCUUGGCUGUUACCUGCGGUGCAUUCUUAUUUAUACAGCUUGAACAAGGGCUUUAUGUACAGCAGAUACUCUCCUUUGCGCAUCUGAGAGCUCCAAUUUCUUUGCUAGUACUUGCUAUUUCGAUUCGUGGAAAAAAGAAAAUACAAAACCCUCGACAGUUUCUGUACACUUCAUCCUUGAUCAUGUUAUUUUGUGGCACAGUAAAAUAAUGAAAAAAAAACUGUUCAAAUCGAAAGUUAGUGAAUAGGAACAGUCCCGACCACGCCUAAACUUUCGGUUUCGAUGCCAGACCGCCUAGCAUCUCAAUCGUCCCCGACCGGAGGUCAGCUACUAUGUAUCCGCUACCACCAACAGCGGGUAGUGUUAUUGGCGCGGCAGCGAAGCAGUGCCAGGCACAAUACUCGCCGUGCUCUUACGGACACAGUGACUGUGACGUCAUCGUGGCCGCCAUAUUGGUGUACCACAGUCAAACCGAAAGGUUGCGAGCGAGCUUUUGUUUAUCACGCAACAGCGUCACGUGGUUCUGUGACGGCACGUUACGUCAUCUGCGUCCGGCGUGGUACGAAGCACCCGAUUAGCCGCGCACUGUUCCACUGCACCUUAUACGGCAUGGCAGGCGGAUCGAAAGAGCGGGAGUGGUCUACUGCGCAUUUUAGUUACUCGGUUUCUCUCACUUCCCGACAACUGUACAGAAAUGGCAAAGAGUGUGUACAGCAGGUGCGCUGAUCAUGUGAGCUUUAAACCCGCUGCACGCAUGGAGGCGGGUGAAGAAAGGGUUUCUUUUUUUGUGCCGUGCACGGAAAGAGAGAUUGUGACACGCGUUUAAGACGCACUGCACGUUGCUUGGUUUUGACGUGUCUGAAAAAGUGGCUGCGCGCCAGUCUGCGUGGUCGCUUUUUUUUUUUUUUUUGCAAAUUCCUCGUGUGAUACCGACUUUUUUUCUUUUGUUUGUUUGUAUAAGCACAAACUAAUAAGGAAGAUGUUAAUAAAGCUUUUUUUCCUGGUGAAA
This is a messenger RNA of Dermacentor silvarum, 8089 nucleotides long. It is a transcript of the gene Ephrin, whose product is annotated as ephrin-B2a-like. Gene Ontology annotation, molecular function: ephrin receptor binding. The transcript is spliced from 6 exons. The coding region runs from base 991 to 1983 and encodes 330 amino acids. Gene Ontology annotation, cellular component: plasma membrane. Lineage: Eukaryota; Metazoa; Arthropoda; Arachnida; Ixodida; Ixodidae. The record is from RefSeq and is a predicted model, not a curated record. Gene Ontology annotation, biological process: axon guidance; ephrin receptor signaling pathway.